AUGCCCACCCGGCACCUGUUGGUAAACCUGAACUCAUCCUCCGUGUUCUUCUGGGUGGAGCACUUCUUUUGUGCAUUCUUCUUCCUGGAGUUGAUCCUCCGCUUCCUUGCAUUGAAGCUCAAGUCAUACUGCUUCAAGGACAUGUGGCUCGUUUUUGACUCUUUCCUGGUGAUGGCCAUGGUCUUGCAGACUUGGCUGGUACCCUUGUUUCAGCUGCUUGUUCACCACGAGUCGCCAGCCGGCUUGCCAGCUGAUGCAAGUGUUUUGCGAAUCGCCCGGCUCUUGCGCCUCACACGACUGUUGCGCAUGGCCAGGUUGCUGCGCUUCAUGCCGGAGCUGUUUAUCUUGGUGAAGGCGAUUGUGGCAGCAAUGCGCUCUGUCGUGUUCACGCUGGCGCUGCUGAUACUGCUGCUGUAUGCUUUCUCCAUUGCCUUCACACAGUCGCUGAAGGGGACCGAGUGCGGCAAAACAUAUUUCGACACCGUCCUCUUCUCCAUGCAGAGUUUCUUCAUCUUCGGCACCCUGUUGGACGAAGUGUGGGACCUCGUAUCUGCAAUGGUCAGCGAACAGCUGUGGCUUGCGCUGGUCGGCCUGUACGUCUUCAUCAUCUUCUCCUCCAUCACUAUCAUGAACAUGCU
Symbiodinium natans is the source of this 638-nucleotide messenger RNA. The record is from the annotation of a GenBank genome assembly. Lineage: Eukaryota; Dinophyceae; Suessiales; Symbiodiniaceae.